Messenger RNA from Brassica rapa (field mustard), 5055 nucleotides. Its product is annotated as UDP-glycosyltransferase 73C5. NCBI's taxonomy places the organism in Eukaryota, Viridiplantae, Streptophyta, Magnoliopsida, Brassicales, Brassicaceae. Gene Ontology annotation, molecular function: UDP-glucosyltransferase activity. The record is from RefSeq and is a predicted model, not a curated record.
AAUAGUAUCAAUACACUUGUUCGAGAUAAUGACUUUACUAACCAUUAAUUUUGCAGUCAAUCAUUAUCGGGUCUGAGAGCACAAAUUACUUUUUGGGCCAAAUUAUAAGAAUGUGAGGACUGAACCUUUUAGUAGUUAGGUUUAUGAACUCUAAUACCAUGCUAAAUUUUAUGAAUUUUUAAUUUAAAAUUAAUUGCCAAUAAAUAGAUUGGCUCUAACCAUUUAUAUACUAUUGUUGGUUAAAUACCAUAUGCUCAAACACACACUCGAGCAACUGAAUCAAAAUCGAUCCGGCUCAUCGAAAGACGCCUGCUCGAUCCUAAAGCGACUUAACUUUAAUGGUGUGGCGGUCUGAUCAAACCUAAUCAAAGAUUGGUUUAUUAUCGAGAUUGAUGGUUAUACAAACCAUUAUCGUAUAGUGGGGAUGGAGGGGCAUGUGAGAAUAAAAACUCUCACAUCAGGAAUUUUCAUGGAUAUGAGUGAUAUAUUAAGGUUAUAGUCAUUCCAUUUAUCACCAAUUAAUUUUAAAUUAGAAGCCUAUGAAAAACGUGAAUUUAACAUAAUAUCAGAGUUUCGUUUGUUGAACCAGGUAGGGUGAUCCAAAAAAAAUUGACCGGUUCAAUCCAAAUGUGGGAUUCAAAUCAAAAUGGGUGGGUAAAAGAUCAACACCUGAUAUAUAAAAGGUUAGGAACAAUCCAUCUAGUAUUAAUUGAGUUUAAAUUGGAAAAUCAUGAAAACCAGGACAUGCCCGAACUUAACACGACAUACACUUAAUCAAAUAGAAACAUAGAUAAGCUCUUACAACCACCACAUCCACCACCCUAAUAGGGAGGUGACCCUAUAAUACUAAAAACAUUAUUAUAAGAAAACAAACAAGCAAACGUAAAGCUUUCGAACUCCCACGUCAAAGCGAUUUCAUUGGACACUGAUGAGAUCUGCAGAUAUUAUAGUGGGCUACCAUUGUCUUUGAGUUUCGACAUACAUUGUCUCCUUUUAAGUAAUGUCCUUUUCCCUCUCUCUUUCCAUGUUUUUUAAAACAUUAAUUUCAUUGAUUAUUUAAAAAAUUCUACAGUAUUCUUUUUAUGUUUCAAUGAUUUAUCUUAUAUUUUUAGAGAAUAAGAUUUGAGUAUUUCCAAAAUAGUAUGUGUUCAGAUAGGCCUUUUGGUAAUUUAAUAGUUAAGUGACAGUUGUACUGUAAAUACAUGAUUUAAAGGAUUAACUCUGGUCAUUAAAUUAUGAAUGCAAUGUUUAACCAAAAAAAGGUGAAUAUAAAUGUCAAUAUAGAUUAAUAGAUCAUAUAACCUUACACGUACCGACCUUAGCUCAGUUGGUAGAGCGGAAGACUGUAGUAGAUGCAGAUAAUCUUUAGGUCGCUGGUUCGAUUCCGGCAGGUCGGAAUUUGUUUUUGCAGUUUCUCCUUUUUCUCUUGGGCCUUACUAAUCUCUGUUUCUCUAUUUUACUUUUUGGAAAUACCUUGGGCCUUUUAAUCUUGUAACGAUAGGCCGAUAAUUCAACAUAUAGCCCUGGCUUAGAUAUAAAAAUUUCAACGGUCAAAUUUAGAAAGAAUCGUGUGCAUCAACGCACGCGGUUUCCCAUAUGGAUCAAUAAUCUGGUAAUGUGUUGUUCACAAAAUGUAGAUGUUUUAAACUGGUUGUGGGUGCAUUUUAAUUAGGCGACGCAUGAACUCGUAAGGUGUAACAGAGUUUAAUUUCUGAAAUGUCUUUUAUUUGUAUCUGGACACUAACAUAGGAUGGUAUUUUCUCCAGCUUUGCUGUUAAUUUCAUGGUAUUUGUUUUUUUCUUUUUUUUUUCUCGAAAAAAACAAUGCUAAUUUUCCGCCUAGUGUUUAGUUUCUCUUGUUACUUUAUUUCUCCGUAAAUGUACUCUCUUCUAGUUCAUCGAUGGUUGUACAUUCUGCAGAGCCGUGUCACCCUUUGGUAAAAAAACAAGCGCCUCAGAUUCUCUGGUUUUAGUCAAAAUUAAAGGUCCCAUUUAUAUACAAUGCAUUAUUUAGUGAUAUAAAUGCUUAGCAUAUGGUUUAUAUUUGAAGAGAUUAAUAGAUCGUAUCUCUUUUUCUCUACAUUUUCGUUUGGAUUCUUUUUUUUUUUUACAUUUACUCUAUUAAUUUAGAGUAUUAUUUGGACGGAAAAAUUCAUUAAUAUUAAAUAUAGUCACAUGUUAUCUGAUAGUGUUAUAUAAACCUUUUUAAUCCAUUACAAAAUACUAUUGAUAUAUCAUACGAACCUAAACACAUGGCAUAACCAAUUUUCCAUUGGUCUACAAACAAAAAUUCAACUAAUAUCUUCAUCCUUCACAAACAUAAUUCUAAACCAUAAUUGAAUAACUUCAUCCUUUCCCAACAUAUUUCUAAACCAUAACUUAAAUUUCAUUGCUCUACUUACAGCACUUCAAUUAAUAUAUAUAUAUAUAUAUGUUUGUGAAGGAUGAAGAUAUUAGUUGAAUAUACUGAGCUUUACCAAAAAUGAUCUAAAACUUGAUUUUAAAUUCAAAGUAUACUUUAACUUCAGUCAACUGCAAAAGUAACACAAAAGUCUAGUGAAAUUACAUCAAACCUCUUAUGACCAAACAAAAAACUAGUAUGCAUUCUUUGAAGGCUUUUCAUAUAAUAGAUCUUAAAAAUAAUUUAUAAAUUUUAUAAAAAAAUACUUUUAUUGGGAGAAAAUUUGAAAUAAUGUAAUUAUAAAUACUUUUAAAUGACAUGAAUUAAAAUCUAGUAAAAUUGAAUUGUUUAGAACAUAGACGAAUUUAGAUUGAGUGACCACUUUCCUCUAAGCAUUUAUAAUCCCUCAAGCCAAACUACUAUCCACGACCAUGUUUGUUGUAAAGUGUUUUAUGUUUUCAUCUUGUAAGGAAAGUGCCACUAGUUUGGUCAUCUCCAUUAUGAUUACCUAACUCAGGAAGAACAUUCACACGAACGUGUUCUAGGCUCUAGACCUCUGUUACUCUUUUGUUCAUUGUGAUUUUUUGAGGUAGAUAUAGCUGUCUUGAAACAGUCGUCCAAAGUUUGAUUUAACUUCUUGAGCUAAGUCGAUCUUUAUGUGCAUUUGUCUUCUUCAAGUAAAGUGUUUGAAGAUGCAAGAUGGGCCACAAACGGACAAACUAAGUAUUGGCCAAGAAUGUCUUGUAGUAAUGACAAUCUGUGGACUAGAUAGGAAGUGUUUGGCAAGUAAAUCUAUUAACGUCAUCUCUUACGUCUUGAGUUCAGUUUUUUUUUGUUUGCUCUCCGCGCCAGUUUAUUCUAUAUAAGCCCUUACAGAUAUAAUCCAAAAAUCAAACCAAAACUUGAGAGUUUCUUUUUACAGUUCAAUAAUCAGCAUGGGUUCUGAAAUAGCCAACAAAACUUAUCCACUUCACUUUGUUCUCUUCCCUUUCAUGGCUCAAGGCCAUAUGAUUCCCAUGGUUGAUAUUGCAAGGCUCUUGGCUCAGAGCGGUGUGACCAUAACAAUUGUCACCACGCCUCACAAUGCAGAGAGAUUCAAGAAUGUUCUAAACCGUGCCAUUGAGUCUGGUUUGCCCAUCAAACUAGUUCAGGUGAAGUUUCCAUCUCAAGAAGCUGGUCUGCCAGAAGGAAAAGAGAAUAUGGAUUUGCUUGACUCCAUGGAGCUGAUGUUACCUUUCUUCAAAGCUAUUAACAUGCUCGAAGAACCGGUCCAGAAACUCAUAGAAGAGAUGAACCCUCGCCCAAGCUGUCUAAUUUCUGAUUUUUGUGUUCCUUAUACAAGCAAAAUCUCAAAGAAGUUCAAUAUACCAAAGAUUGUCUUCCAUGGCAUGUCUAGCUUUUGUCUUCUAUGUAUGCAUAUUUUGCGCAAGAACCUUGAGAUCUUGGAGAAUUUAAAGUCAGACGAAGAGUACUUCACCGUUCCUUAUUUUCCUGAUAAAGUUGAGUUCAGAAGACCUCAGGUUCCUGUAGAAACAUAUGUUCCUACAGGAGAGUUGAAGAAGUUGGCAGAGGAUAUAAUAGAAGCUGAUAAUACAUCAUAUGGUGUCAUAGUCAACACAUUUCAAGAGCUUGAGCCUGCUUAUGUCAAAGACUACAAGGAGGCAAGGUCCGGUAAAGCAUGGGCCAUUGGACCAGUUUCCUUGUGCAAUAAGGUGGGAGAAGACAAAGCUGAGAGGGGGAAUAAAUCAGACAUUGAUAAAGAUGAGUGUCUUAAAUGGCUUGAUUCUAAGGAACAUGGCUCUGUGCUCUACGUUUGCCUUGGGAGUAUAUGUAAUCUCCCUCUGGCUCAACUCAAGGAGCUUGGCCUAGGCCUAGAGGAGUCCAAAAGACCUUUUAUUUGGGUCAUAAGAGGUUGGGAGAAGUAUAAAGGGUUAGUUGAGUGGUUCUUGGAGAGCGGAUUUGAAGAAAGAAUCAAAGACAGAGGACUUCUCAUCAAAGGUUGGUCUCCACAAAUGAUUAUCCUCUCACAUGCUUCUGUUGGAGGGUUCUUAACGCACUGCGGAUGGAACUCAACUCUUGAAGGGAUAACCUCUGGUCUACCUCUGCUUACAUGGCCACUAUUUGCAGAUCAAUUUUGCAAUGAGAAACUGGCUGUGCAAGUACUAAAAACCGGUGUGAAAGUUGGGGUUGAGCAGCCUAUGAAAUGGGGGGAAGAGGAGAAGAUAGGAGUGUUGGUGGAUAAAGAAGGAGUGAAGAAGGCAGUGGAGGAAUUAAUGGGUGAGAGUGAUGAUGCAAAAGAAAGAAGAAGAAGAGCCAAAGAGCUUGGAGAAUUAGCUCACAAGUCUGUGGAAGAAGGAGGCUCUUCUCAUUCUAACAUCACUUUACUCUUAGAAGACAUUAUGCAACUAGCACAAUCCAAUAAUUGAUUACGUCAUUGUUAAAGGAACGUAAACACUUAUCUUUAUUUUUCCUUUAUUUGAGAACCGGGACUUAAUAGUCAACACGUCCAGCAUCAGACAAGUCGUGAUGACUUCCACUUUCUGAAGAUUGUAUAAUUUGUUUAUUAUGUUUUAAAGGCAACUUUAACGGUUCGGUCCUCAAAAAGAGGUUCUGAAUAAUAAAGUAUUGUUAGUUUAAUUGAUGUUGAUUAACAAA